Messenger RNA from Cuscuta europaea, 1157 nucleotides. NCBI's taxonomy places the organism in Eukaryota, Viridiplantae, Streptophyta, Magnoliopsida, Solanales, Convolvulaceae. The record is from the annotation of a GenBank genome assembly.
GGCCCCUCGGCCGCACCAUCGCCCCGUCGUCUUUAUUUGACGACGUGGAGCUCUUAUGCAGGCCCCUCGGCCACACCAUCGCCCCGUCGUCUUUAUUUGACGACGUGGAGCUCUUAUGCAGGCCCCUCGGCCGCACCAUCGGCCCGUCGUCUUUAUUUGACGACGUGGAGCUCUUAUGCAGGCCCCUCGGCCGCACCAUCGCCCCGUCGUCUUUAUUUGACGACGUGGAGCUCUUAUGCAGGCCCCUCGGCCACACCAUCGCCCCGUCGUCUUUAUUUGACGACGUAGAGCUCUUAUGCAGGCCCCUCGGCCACACCAUCGCCCCGUCGUCUUUAUUUGACGACAUGGAGCUCUUAUGCAGGCCCCUCGGCCGCACCAUCGCCCCGUCUUCUUUAUUUGACGACGUGGAGCUCUUAUGCAGGCCCCUCGGCCGCACCAUCGCCCCGUCGUGUUUAUUUGACGACGUGGAGCUCUUAUGCAGGCCCCUCGGCCACACCAUCGCCCCGUCGUCUUUAUUUGACGACGUAGAGCUCUUAUGCAGGCCCCUCGGUCGCACCAUCGCCCCGUCGUCUUUAUUUGACGACGUGGAGCUCUUAUGCAGGCCCCUCGGCCACACCAUCGCCCCGUCGUCUUUAUUUGACGACGUGGAGCUCUUAUGCAGGCCCCUCGGCCGCACACAUCGCCCAAUCGUCUUUAUUUGACGACGUGGAGCUCUCGUACAGGCCUCUCGGCCCAUCGGCCUUACGUUCUGAUCAUCUUUAUUUGAUGAACCAGACAUCAUAUUGUGGACGGUCGCUCGACCCAUCCCUUAGUCAUCUUUAUUUGAUGACUAGGACUACUGAUCAUGAUGAGCUACCCACAUCUGGAGAUCGGCCUCGACCAUCCAGCAGACGGGCACCGCUGCAGCUCCAUCUCCAAGCCGAAGGGCUCGCACCUUUUGUUUCAUUUUGGGGGCAUCCGGUGUACUCUUUUUCCCUCAUUAGGAUUUUUCCCACAGGGUUUUUCCUAAUGAGGUUUUUAACGAGGCAUCUCCCCAUCGUGGAUCAAAAGGUGUCAACCCUCGGCCCCCUGUUGAAGACAUCAUCCGACACGCAUUACUCUACUCCUCUUCACCUCAUUACACUCGCCUCAAGGAGUGGGGGACUGGGAGAGCGGGG